AACUCUCCCCCCCGACGAGUACAAUUGAGCAAAGUCUCAGUCUCAGUCUCUCUCUCUCUCUCUCUCUCUCUCUCUCCUCCCUUCGAGGGUUAUCCUGAAGAGGCGCAAUGGACUCGUACGCGCUGCACCUCGCGAUGGCGGCGCUCGUCGGCGCCACCUUCGCCGCCGCCUCCGCCUACUACAUGCACCGCAAGACCCUAACUCAACUCCUCGACUUCGCCCGCGCCAUCGAGCGCGAGCGCGAGCGCGGCGGCGGCGGCGACGAGAAGCGCUCCCCGCGGCGGCGAUCGGCGGAGCAGCACCAGCCGACCGAUCGCCGGAGCGCACCCAGGUAUUACCGGCGCGGCGGCGUCGGCGUCGGCGUCGGCGUCGGCUCGAUCUCGCUCCCCGACGUGUUGGCGGCGGCGGCGGCGGCGGACGGAGAAGACGACGAGGAGGAAGAAGAGGAGGAGCGGCGCACGGUGGUGAACGCGAUCUUCUCGGCGGAGGAGGAUUACCGGGACUUGCUCAUACCCCCGGGGUUGCCUCGGCUCCACACCGUUCCGGAAGGAAAUAGACAAAUUGUUCGUUCAUGUUCAAACAAAAGAGUUGGUGUAAUUAGGCCGACUUCUCCGAAAUCUCCUGUCGUCAGUGUUAGUGCUUUUGAUAGUUUGGAUGGAUCAGAUGAAGAUGAUAAUUUACGCGAUGAUUCCAAACUUGGCGACAUCUACUUAAACACGAAUGGAAAUCUUGAAUCAGAACCGAAAGGCUUUUUUCAGCCGUUACCCAAUAACGUCAUAGUGAAUGGGGAGUCACAGCCAUUAGCUGCAACAAGCAUGAUUCGAUCUCAUAGUGUAUCCGGUGAUCUGCAUGGAGUCCAACCUGACCCAGUAGCAGCAGAUAUUCUUAGAAGAGAGCCUGAGCAUGAAUCUUUUAUCAAGUUGAAAAUUUCUCCAAAUGAGAUCCCAUCUACAGAUGAAAUGGAGGUCUACAAAAUUCUUCAGAAGUGCCUGGAGUUAAGAGAAAGCUAUGUCUUCAGAGAAGAAAUAGCUCCGUGGGAGAAGGAAGUCAUAACUGACCCUAGUACUCCGAAGCCUAACCCUAACCCUUUUGCCUAUGCCCCCGAGCAAAAGACUGAUCAUUAUCCCCAGAUGGUUGAUGGUGUUGUUCAUGUAUAUACAAAUCAACAUUGUAAGGAACGGCUCUAUCCUGUGGCUGAUGCUACUACUUUCUUUACUGAUUUGCAUUAUAUCCUUCGAGUUAUUGCUGCUGGAAAUAUUAGAACUGUUUGCCAUAAUCGAUUGAAUCUUCUGGAGCAUAAAUUCAAAUUUCAUUUGAUGCUCAAUACGGAUAAGGAAUUUCUUGCUCAGAAAAGUGCCCCACAUCGUGAUUUCUACAAUGUUAGGAAAGUUGACACUCAUGUACACCACUCAGCAUGCAUGAACCAGAAGCAAUUAUUGAGAUUUAUAAAAUCCAAAUUGCAGAAAGAACCUGAUGAGGUUGUGAUUUUUAGAGAUGGUACCUAUAUGACUUUGAAGGAGGUCUUUGAGAGCUUAGACUUGACUGGGUAUGACCUUAACGUUGAUUUGUUAGAUGUCCACGCAGACAAGAGUACAUUUCAUCGUUUCGAUAAGUUCAAUCUUAAGUAUAAUCCAUGUGGUCAAAGUCGGCUUAGGGAGAUCUUUCUUAAACAAGAUAAUCUCAUUCAAGGUCGCUUCCUAGGAGAGCUGACAAAACAAGUAUUUUGUGACCUUGCUGCCAGUAAAUACCAGAUGGCUGAAUAUAGGAUAUCAAUUUAUGGGAGGAAACAAAGCGAAUGGGAUCAACUUGCAAGUUGGAUUGUGAAUAAUGAAUUGUAUAGUGAAAAUGUUGUUUGGUUAAUUCAGAUUCCACGGCUGUAUAAUAUUUACAAGGAAAUGGGUAUAGUGACGUCAUUUCAGAAUCUCCUUGACAAUAUUUUUCUUCCUCUUUUUGAGGUUACUGUUGAUCCCGAUUCACAUCCUCAGUUGCAUAUGUUCUUAAAACAGGUUGUGGGGUUGGAUUUGGUUGAUGAUGAAAGCAAACCAGAGAGACGUCCUACAAAGCACAUGCCUACACCAGCUCAAUGGACUAAUGUCUUCAAUCCUGCUUUCUCAUAUUACGUCUACUACUGUUAUGCCAACCUAUAUACGCUGAACAAGCUCCGCGAGUCAAAGGGCAUGACAACCAUUAAGUUUCGCCCACAUGCUGGAGAGGCUGGCGACAUUGAUCACCUGGCUGCAACAUUUCUUGUGGCUCAUAAUAUUUCUCAUGGAGUCAACCUGCGGAAGUCCCCUGUUCUUCAAUAUUUGUACUAUCUUGCUCAGAUUGGUUUGGCAAUGUCUCCUUUGAGCAACAAUUCCUUAUUUCUUGAUUAUCAUCGGAAUCCUUUUCCAAUGUUUUUUCUGCGAGGGCUAAACGUUUCUCUUUCGACGGAUGAUCCAUUGCAAAUUCACUUAACAAAAGAACCUCUGGUGGAAGAAUACAGUAUUGCUGCUUCUUUAUGGAAGCUAAGUUCGUGCGAUUUAUGUGAAAUUGCUAGGAAUUCAGUCUAUCAAUCUGGCUUUUCACAUGCUCUCAAGUCGCACUGGGUAGGAAAGAACUACUACAAAAGAGGUCCCGAUGGUAAUGACAUUCAUCAAACAAAUGUUCCUCACAUCAGAGUUGAAUUUCGUGAAAUGAUAUGGAGAGAAGAAAUGCAGCGAGUUUUUCUAGGCAAUGCUAAGAUACCUGACGAAGUGGAUAAGUGAAUUCCAAGAGUUGAACAAGACUCCAAACUUGCUCAGAUUCUCUUCUGCGGCACAAAACUUAUCUGUUGUAAUGUACCAUGUUAGUGAAAAAGUUGGAUCUUAAUUCUUUGGCUUGCAAUCUUAAGAUUGGGAGAUGAUCUUGAAGAGUGGGAGACGAGCUAUAAACUAGACGGACUAUUGUGAAGGACGGAUGGACAAAUACACAAUUUCAAGGGUAAAUUGCACUAAAAGUCUCUGAACUUUUCAUUGAGUUUCACUUUGGUCCUCGAACUUUUAAGUUCGACAUUCAACACACCCCUAACUUUUGAAUGUUUCACUUUUGUACUUGCAUGAAAAUUUAUUGCUUGCGCCCAGGCUUAUCCAUUCCUUUGUGCGCUAAAAAUUAAUUAUCCCUUAGUCCAUCUCAAACUUUAAAUUUCAGUCCACUUUCUAUGUAGGGUAAAGAGUCCAACUCAAAUGCUGGGUUGCUAAAGCUAAAAAAAUGAGAUGGAAAAGGGUGGAUUGUAUGGUGCACCGGGCCCUAUUGUUAUUAACCGAGCGUAGGCAAUAAUAUUUCCUAGUAGUGUAUAAGCAUAAGGUAAGAUGUGAAAUGCCGAACUUAAAUGUUUAAGGACUGAAGUGAAACUUGGGGGAUUAGUGGUGAACUUUACCCCAAUUUCAAACUAUGAUUCGAGGAAAGCAAAGGGGGCUUCAGAUAAUAUGGGGUCUCACUUUUGAUUGACCGGUUGGUUUUGUAUUUUUGUGGGCUUCUGUAUGGGGGUUGCCCAUCUCAGAUUUCUUCUUGUAAAUAUGUGCAGUGUUCUUUGCUUUUUUAGGAAAAGAUAACUAUGUAGAGAUUUUCUCUGAGUUUUAUUUAAUGUCUUGAGUUGGACUAGUUUUCUC
Ananas comosus (pineapple) is the source of this 3629-nucleotide messenger RNA. RefSeq names its product probable AMP deaminase. Gene Ontology annotation, cellular component: cytosol. NCBI's taxonomy places the organism in Eukaryota, Viridiplantae, Streptophyta, Magnoliopsida, Poales, Bromeliaceae. Bases 108 to 2747 code for a protein of 879 amino acids. The transcript is spliced from 19 exons. The record is from RefSeq and is a predicted model, not a curated record. Gene Ontology annotation, molecular function: AMP deaminase activity. Gene Ontology annotation, biological process: IMP salvage; AMP metabolic process.